CCUUUAUUAUCUGCCUUCUCAUUAUUCUUCCUCUUCACACUUUCUCCAUUGCAAUGCCAAUCAGCAUGAAGACCAUCAUUUCCUCUCAAUUUGUCCUCCUUUCACUCCUUCCAAUUUGCUUCACAUGGCUUGCUUUUGGAGCCAACAAACUGCCACAAAAUGAGGUGGAUGCGCUGAAGGAGAUAGCUAAAACACUUGGUAAGGAGAAUUGGGACUUCAGUGUAAAUCCAUGCUACAGCUGGAAUCUUUCCAAAGACAAUAUGGUUUCUUGCAAUUGCGAUAUUUCUAAUGACAGUUUCUGCCAUGUCAUGAAAAUAGCUCUGAAAUCACAAAAUCUUCGAGGCAAUCUUCCCCCACAACUGAUCGAAUUACCUUAUCUCCAAGAGAUUGAACUCAGCCGUAACUACCUUAGUGGUACAAUUCCUAGACAAUGGGGCUCCUCCAACCUUCAAAAAAUUUCUCUUCUUGGAAACCGAAUAACUGGCCCAAUCCCAAAAGAGCUGGGAAAACUCACCAAUCUUACACGCUUGAUCCUUGAGUUCAAUCAACUCUCUGGAAAGCUUCCUUCAGAACUUGGGAAUCUUGUCCUCAUUAAACAACUACAUCUAAGCUCCAAUAACUUCACUGGUCCAUUGCCAGCAACUCUUGCGAGGCUUACUACAAUGGAUGAAUUUCGAAUUAAUGACAACCAGUUUUCUGGCAACAUACCUGAUUUUAUUGGAAGUUGGAAAAGUCUUGAUCAACUACAUAUGCAAGGGAGUGGUUUAAGUGGACCAAUUCCUUCGGGAAUUUCACUUCUAAACUUAACUGAUUUGAGGAUUAGUGACUUAAAUGGACCUGAUUCAACUUUUCCACGACUAGAAAAUAUGACAUAUCUGAAAUAUUUGAUAUUAAGGAGUUGCAAUAUCAAUGACACAUUUCCUCAGUAUCUUGUAAGGCUAUCACGUUUGCAAAUUUUAGACCUCAGCUAUAACAAAUUAAAUGGACCAGUCCCGAAAAACCUUCAAGAAGUAGCAUUAGCAAGCUACAUAUAUUUAACUGGAAACUUCCUCACUGGACUGGUACCUGAGUGGACAAGUGCCAAUAAUAAAAAUUUAGAUCUUUCAUAUAACAACUUCAGUGUUGAAGACCGAGAGUCAAAGAUAUGUUACCAGAAAACUGCGAACUUGUUUGGAAGCUUUUCAAGGACUAACUUAGGACCAGUUUCUUGUGAGAACAGCACUAGAACCUGUACUAAGAAUGUUCAAUCUCUAUAUAUAAAUUGUGGUGGAAAGCAGGUUGUUGUUGGAGGUAUAACAUAUGAUGAAGAUAUGGAUUCAGCUGGACCAGCAGUGUAUAAACAGAGUAGAAACAACUGGGCAUUUAGCAACACAGGUCAAUUCAUGGACAAUAAUACUUUAGCUAUACAAGGAAAGCUUCCCGCCUAUACCACAGAAAAUGAAACCAGGCUUUAUAUGACGGAUGCCGAAUUAUAUAAGAAUGCGCGUAUUUCCCCCAUGUCUUUGACUUAUUAUGGAUUUUGCUUGGAAAAUGGAGACUACACAGUAAAGCUUCACUUUGCUGAGAUAAUGUUUACAGCUGAUAGCACAUAUAGCUGCUUAGGGAGGCGUCUAUUUGAUGUAUAUAUUCAGGGAAGGCGAGUACUGAAGGAUUUCAACAUUGCUAAUGAAGCACAAGGAGUUGGAAAGGAACUCAUAAAAGAAUUUCCUGCUCAUGUGAGUACUAAUGACUUAGAGAUCCGCUUCUAUUGGGCAGGCAAAGGGACAACAAAUAUCCCGUAUAAAUCAGUAUAUGGUCCUCUUAUAUCCGCUAUUUCUGUCAAGUAUGCUCAGUAUGACUCUACAGGUGACAUGUCUGCAGGAGUUAUUGUUGCAAUUGUAGCUGCAUUAGUGAUUGUUGUCAUCUUGAUUGUUCUUGGCAUACUUUGGUGGAUGGGUUUCAUUGGUGAUUGUUGUUGGAAUGCUUCGGUGGAAGGGUUAUUGUCAACGUCAAACUUCCUGCCUCAUUUUGGUCGAAAGAAACAUUUAUUAAUGAAAGAGCUCAGAGAUCUAGAUCUACAAACUGGUGUAUUUACCUUACAUCAAAUCAAAGUUGCAACAAAUAACUUUGAUAUUUCCAAUAAGAUUGGAGAAGGAGGCUUUGGUCCUGUUUAUAAGGGCAUUCUGUCAAACAGCAAACCAAUAGCAGUCAAACAACUAUCACCUAAAUCAGAGCAAGGAACCCGUGAGUUUAUAAAUGAGAUAGGCAUGAUCUCUGCUUUGCAACACCCUAAUCUUGUUAAACUUUAUGGCUGUUGUGUUGAGGGAGAUCAAUUGUUGCUAGUAUACGAAUAUAUGGAAAACAAUAGCCUUGCACAUGCGUUAUUUGACUCAGGAGAUAGACAUUUGAAAUUGAGUUGGCCAACAAGGAAGAAGAUUUGUGUUGGUAUUGCUAGAGGUUUAGCUUUCAUGCAUGAAGAAUCAAGACUAAAAGUUGUUCACAGGGAUUUAAAGACCUCUAAUGUGUUGCUUGAUGAAGACCUAAACCCAAAGAUAUCUGAUUUUGGUUUGGCCAGGCUUCGUGAGGGAGACAAUACUCACAUAAGCACCAGAAUUGCAGGGACUUGGGGAUAUAUGGCUCCUGAGUAUGCAAUGCAUGGUUAUCUGACCGAAAAGGCAGAUGUUUAUAGUUUUGGGGUUAUUACCAUAGAAAUUGUAAGUGGAAAAAGAAACACUAUUCACCAAUCAAAGGAGGAAGCAUUUUAUCUUCUUGAUUGGGCACGUUUGUUGAAAGACAGAGGUAGCAUAAUGGAGCUAGUUGAUCCAAGGUUGGGUAUAGAUUUCAAUGAAGAGGAGGUAAUGUUGAUGGUCAAAGUGGCUCUCCUAUGCACCAAUGUCACUUCAACCCUUAGGCCCUCCAUGUCUACUGUGCUAAACAUGCUUGAGGGCAGAACGGUAGUUCCAGAAUUUGUUGCACUGUCAAGUGAGGUAUUGGAUGAGAUGAAGUUGGGGAUAAUGAGAGAGUUUUACAGUCAAAUGGAAGAAAAUAACACAAGUGAGGCACGAAGUUUGAGCUUGACAAUGGAUGUUCCAUGGACUUGUUCAUCUUCAUCAGCUGUAGAUCUCAAUCCGGCUCACCUUGAUGCUUCCUGUUGGGAGAAAAAGAAAUUAAGAGAGUCUGUAUGAAUUGCAUUCAUUUGCAUAGUUUCCUAUUGUUAGGAGAGAAAUUCUCUGAGUUAAUCACACAAUUAGUUUGUUAUGAUUAGUUACUUGUCAGUGCUCAAUAGUUAAUAUAAAUUGGAACACCAUGUACCUUUUCAGCAUCAUUAAAUCAAUCAGUAUUAUUCCUCUUGAAAAUUACGAUAUUUGGCAUAUACC
Glycine soja is the source of this 3356-nucleotide messenger RNA. RefSeq names its product probable leucine-rich repeat receptor-like serine/threonine-protein kinase At3g14840. NCBI's taxonomy places the organism in Eukaryota, Viridiplantae, Streptophyta, Magnoliopsida, Fabales, Fabaceae. The coding region runs from base 54 to 3164 and encodes 1036 amino acids. Gene Ontology annotation, molecular function: protein binding; ATP binding; protein kinase activity. The transcript has 24 exons. Gene Ontology annotation, biological process: protein phosphorylation. The record is from RefSeq and is a predicted model, not a curated record.